AUGCACCUCCAGUCGUUGUUUUCCCCUUAAACUGCACAAUUUUUAUCCAUUGUUGUCCCCUCCGACUGGCUGUUACAAAAUCUAAUUGCUGGGCAUCGUUUGAAUUAUUCCGAAGAAAAAGAAACAGUUCCUGUUUGUCGCAAACACCGUUGUUGCUUUACAUUAGCGGCCUAGUAACAAUUUUAAUUUAGACUCGUUACAAACCGUCCGCUAGCGGACUCACACCGAUAAGGAUGGAAGCAUUGAUUCCGGUAAUCAAUCGAUUACAAGACGUCUUCAACACCGUUGGCUAUGACGCUAUACAGCUCCCGCAAAUAGUGGUUAUUGGUUCACAGAGUUCUGGAAAAAGUUCAGUGAUAGAAAGUAUUGUCGGAAGAUCAUUUUUACCCAGAGGCAUUGGAAUAGUCACCAGGUGUCCUUUGAUUUUGCAGUUGGUUAAUUGCCCACUAAGCGACAAGGAACAUAGAAGUGCUGAAAAUGGUACAGCAAAUUUAGAAGAAUGGGGCGAGUUUCUCCAUUGUAAAAACAAAGUGUUCAAGGAUUUUUCCGAAAUACGCGAAGAAAUCCAAGCUGAAACGAACAGAGUAGCUGGUAGCAAUAAAGGAAUAUGCCCUGAACCCAUCAGCUUGAAAAUAUACUCUAUACACGUUCUGAACUUGUCCAUGGUAGACUUGCCUGGCAUCACAAAAGUUCCUGUGGGUGAUCAGCCAGAAGAUAUUGAAAUGCAAGUUAAAAAUUUGGUAAUCAAAUACAUUCAAAAUCCAAAUUCAAUAAUUUUAGCUGUGAGUACUGCCAAUACAGACAUGUCGACUAGUGAAAGUCUUAAAUUAGCCAAAGAAGUCGAUCCUGAAGGGAAAAGAACAUUAGCUGUAAUCACAAAACUCGAUCUCAUGGAUGCUGGAACUGACGCUGUCGAUAUAUUAUGUGGUCGUGUUAUUCCAGUUAAACUUGGUAUAAUUGGCGUUGUGAAUCGCUCGCAACAAGACAUUAACGAUAAUAAAUCGAUCAUCAAUGCUUUAAAAGAUGAAGGUACUUUUUUACAACGAAAAUACCCUUCAUUGGCUAAUCGUAAUGGGACACCUUACUUGACCAAGACCCUAAACAGACUUCUCAUGCACCAUAUUAGAGAUUGCCUACCGAACUUGAAAACUAGAGUUAAUGUUAUGGUUUCACAAUUUCAAUCACUCUUGUAUUCAUUUGGCGAUGACGUGUCAGAUAAGAGUCAGACUUUGUUGCAAAUAAUCACUAAAUUCGCAGCUGCUUAUUGUUCAACUAUUGAUGGAACUUCUAAAAACAUUGAAACAACUGAAUUGUGCGGUGGGGCUCGAAUAUGUUACAUAUUUCAUGAGACAUUUGGAAAAGUUUUGGACUCUAUCCAUCCUCUGACUGGUCUUACAAAAAUGGAUGUCCUCACUGCAAUACGAAAUGCAACAGGUCCGAGACCUGCUCUGUUUGUGCCUGAAGUGUCUUUUGAGCUGUUGGUCAAAAGGCAGAUACGCAGACUGGAAGAGCCUUCCUUACGAUGUGUUGAACUCGUCCACGAAGAAAUGCAACGCAUGAUUCAGCAUUGCGGUGUAGAGUCCCAACAAGAAAUGAUCAGAUUUCCAAAAUUACAUGAAAGCAUUGUCGACGUUGUAACUCAACUGUUGCGCCGCCGUUUACCCACAACAAACUCAAUGGUCGAAAACUUGGUUGCUAUUGAACUAGCCUACAUCAAUACUAAGCAUCCAGAUUUCCAUAGGGAUGCUGAAUUGGUAUCGUUAAUGAUGAAAAGUGCAGAAGAAGACGAAGUUUCUAGACAACGAGCAUUGAAAAAAUUUAAUGCCGCUGCUUCAGUAAAUGGUUGUGAUCGAGAUAGCGUAACAAGCACUGGUUCGAUGAGAAGGACUCCAAGACAACAACAAGAUUUUAACAGUGAAGUGAAUUCUAUUGAAUCAUCACCCGCCACGACGCCUGUACACAUUGGGCAUAAUGAGCUAUUGACUACGUCUGUGGCAAAUAGCUUCCACAAUUUGGAUAUACAGAGCCCUUCUAAUAGAAAUCUUUCCGAGAAAGAAUUGCGUGACUGCGAUGUUAUAGAGCGAUUGAUCAAAUCAUAUUUCUACAUAGUGAGAAAAUCAAUUCAAGACAGCGUGCCCAAGGCAAUAAUGCACUUUUUAGUGAACUUUGUUAAAAAUAAUUUACAAUCAGAGCUAGUCACACAUCUGUACAAAUCCGAACAAGUAGAAGAACUACUCAAUGAGUCUGAACAUAUAUCUAAACGUCGAAAAGACGCUGUCGAUAUGCUCAAGGCUUUACAAAAUGCAAAUAACAUCAUCAGUGAAAUUCGUGAGGUGCACGUUUGGUGAUGAUCUUGGAAGAUCCUCCAAUGAUGCUUUUAUAGUUUAGUUUUUACAUUAAAAUUCCCUGUCUUGUGUUGUAAAGUCAUACUUAUUAUUUAAUUGCUGGUCGUACGACCACUGAUGCAUUUUUAUUAGUUUCAAUAAUGCAUUUAUUUAAAUUUUCCAAAGAAAUCCACACUUAAUUGGGUUUAUCACAUAACUUCUUGUUCUGUUUUUAAUUUAUUACAAACAAAUACUACAUUUUUGAUAGUUUUAAAUCCUUCAGGUAAAUAUGAUGGUUUCCUAAAUGUUUCCGGAAAUAUAUAUAUACAUAUGUCAUGUAAAAAAGUAUAUGCGAGUGCUUAACAAACACUUGAAAUUCAUCUUUUUUUAACAAAAUGAAAAAUACUACACGAUAACUUACUUUAUAAAAUAUUUAUUAAAUUUUAGAUUCAAAUGUUUUUUUUUUUGAGAAAAAAAAAUUAGCCCGUAGUAUGUAUUAUUUAAUUGGCAACAAAUAGUAUAAUGUUUUACACUUAUCUUACAAAACAUAGUUGGAAGAAAAAAUAUUAAGGUCUGAUGAUCGUCGCCUUUGUAAUAUUUUUUAGGUUGAUUAAGAAAUGACAUUACCUUAAAGAUAGUUUAGCAUAUAAGAAAAAUUUGAAAUAUCUGUUUGUUUGUUUUUUGUUGGAAAUCGGAAGCUUAAGUUUGUGUAAACAAUUUUUUACUUUCCUUUUUUAACUAGUGCUUACGGUUCAAUAAAGAAUAUAGAAUAUUAGAAGGUUGAUUAUUGUUUUGAUUUUUAAUAUAAUUCUAUAAUCUUUUCUCAGUAAAUCGUUUUAGUUUACUAAAUUAACGUUUUAAUAUCCAGUACCUAGUUGGUGUACUCCUUUUGUGCUAUAACAAAAUAAACUGACAAAAUCGGUAAUGAAAAAAAAACAAAACUAAGAGAUGUUUUUUUAAAAAAUAUUUAUUUUAUUCUGUAAUUUAGCAAUAUUAGCGUUCCUGCUUUCUAUAUUAUAUUCUAUCAGUCUACUUCACAGAUUGAACAUUCUUAUGAUUACUUACAUACGUUAAAAAAAAAAAAAUAAUAGUGUUGGUGGUCUUUGAGAGCCUCAGUACAAUACUUGGGUAUAAAUGAUAAUUAUACAUAUGAUAUAAUAAAUAUGCACGCCUUUGUGAAUUGUACAAAUUAGUUGACUAGAAACUUAAAGUAGUUACAUGAAAAAAAAAAAAAUCUUCAAAAUGUUUUGUAUGUUAGUGUCAUGUUGUAGUUAUACAU
Molecule: messenger RNA, 3603 nt
Organism: Adelges cooleyi (spruce gall adelgid)
Lineage: Eukaryota; Metazoa; Arthropoda; Insecta; Hemiptera; Adelgidae
Gene: Drp1
Product: dynamin-1-like protein
Exons: 13
Coding region: 234-2348 (704 amino acids)
Biological process (GO): mitochondrial fission
Cellular component (GO): mitochondrion; membrane; cytoplasm
Molecular function (GO): microtubule binding; GTPase activity; GTP binding
Source: RefSeq, a predicted model, not a curated record